This is a messenger RNA of Pseudogymnoascus destructans, 2051 nucleotides long. RefSeq lists its product as uncharacterized. The record is from RefSeq and is a predicted model, not a curated record. Gene Ontology annotation, biological process: transmembrane transport; borate transport; monoatomic ion homeostasis. Gene Ontology annotation, cellular component: fungal-type vacuole; plasma membrane. Gene Ontology annotation, molecular function: solute:inorganic anion antiporter activity; borate efflux transmembrane transporter activity. Bases 75 to 2051 code for a protein of 658 amino acids. Lineage: Eukaryota; Fungi; Ascomycota; Leotiomycetes; Thelebolales; Thelebolaceae. The transcript is spliced from 2 exons.
CACACACAAUUUCCCCAGCCUUCUCUACAAAACCACCUACCGUUAAUGACCUCAAUUCUCCAAGUCCGCUCACCAUGGCAGCCUCUCCGGCUCCAGGCAGAGAAGACGCCAUAAUGGCCGUCGAGCAAGGGCAUGUCGCGAGGCCUGGAUCACAGUCCUCGAGCAGCAAUUCGACUGACCAGGACGGGUCAUUUGCACAAAGCAGGACAAGGACGAGCGCAGCGAGUGGGAGAGCGCCUGCGUGGUGGAAGGUUAGGCUCUUUCGGGGAAUGCUUAAAGAUGUAAGAAGGAGAGCGCCCUUUUAUUGGAGUGAUUGGACAGAUGCUUGGGAUUAUAGAGUCGUGCCAGCGACAGUAUAUAUGUAUUUUGCCAAUAUUUUGCCAGCCCUAGCCUUCUCUUUGGAUAUGUUUACGAAAACCGAUAUGAGCUACGGAGUCAAUGAAGUGUUAUUAGCGUCUGUUCUGGGGUCCAUCGUUUUUGCCGUUCUGGCUGCGCAGCCCCUUGUUAUUGUCGGCGUUACGGGGCCCAUCACAGUGUUUAAUUACACGGUUUACGAUAUCAUUACCCCUACAGGCACGAAUUUCUUUGCUUUCAUGUGCUGGGUUUGCCUCUGGUCACUAGUCAUGCAUUGUGCGCUUGCAUUUACGAAUGCUUGCAACGGCCUACGUUAUGUGACGCGCUUCUCCUGCGAUAUAUUCGGUUUCUACGUCGCAUUUAUAUACAUACAGAAGGGCAUCCAAGUCCUCACACAUCAGGGCUACGACGAGGCCUUCUAUCUAUCCAUCAUGGUAUCUCUACUUGUGCUUGGCUUUGCCUACGGUUGUGGCAUCGUUGGCGAAAGCACCAUGUUCCAGCAUUACAUACGAGUCUUCGUCAAGGACUACGGCACGCCGCUCACAAUCGUGUUCUUCACUGGAUUUGUUCGUAUCGGACGCAUGGAUGGCGUUCAGCUACAAACUCUGCCAACCUCAAAAGCCUUCUUUCCGACAGCCGACCGCGGUUGGCUCAUCCACUUCUGGGACAUCUCCAUAUCUGACGUCUUCCUCGCUAUCCCUUUCGCUAUCCUCCUCACCAUCCUCUUCUACUUCGACCACAACGUCUCAUCCCUAAUAGCGCAGGGCUCCGAGUUCCCCUUACGAAAACCUGCUGGCUUUCACUGGGACCUCUUCCUCCUUGGCCUCACCACCGGCGUCUCAGGCCUCCUUGGAAUCCCCGCCCCCAACGGCCUCAUCCCUCAAGCCCCCUUCCACACCGCCUCUCUAUGCGUCACCAAGAUUGUCCCUGCCUCCGAAGACAACGAUUCCAAAGACCACCCAACAGCAGUUAUCGACCACGUCGUGGAGCAGCGCGUGUCGAAUCUAGCCCAAGGCCUUCUAACACUAGGCACUAUGACCGGCCCCCUUCUCAUCGCCCUCCACCUGAUUCCACGCGGUGUCCUCGCUGGCCUCUUCCUCGUCAUGGGUGUCCAAGCCCUUGAAGCAAACGGCAUCACGCUCAAGAUUCUCUUCCUCCUGCGCGACCGCGCGCUGACGCUGGCCUCGGACCCGCUACGCCGCGUCAGCAAGCGCGCGCUCUACGCAUUCGUAUCGCUACAGCUGCUAGGCUUUUCAGCCACGUUCGCGAUCACACAAACAAUUGCCGCAGUGGGGUUCCCGGUCUUCAUUUUUGCGCUUGUGCCGCUGCGGACGUGGGCGAUGCCGAGGUGGUUCACGAGCGAGGAGUUGGGGCUGAUGGAUGGGCCCACAGCGAGCGAGUUCACGAUGGUGAGUGUGGGUGGUAAUUUUGGGGAGGGGGAUGGAGAGGGCGAUGGGAGUGGAGUGAUGGCGAGCGCGGAGAAUACGGCGGUUAGUAGCGAUGAGGAGCUGGCGGAGAGGGGGCAGCGGGUGGGUGCUGUUGCGGCAAGGGAUUUCGGGGAUAGGGGACGCCUGGGUGAAGGAGAGAGGGUGCAGCAUCAUGGGGUUGUGGGAGAGGAGAUGGAGAUGAGGAGGUUGAGUGGGGCGGCGAGGAGGAGGAGUACGGCGAGUAGACAAGGGGCCGUGCGGUGGACAUAG